Molecule: messenger RNA, 1749 nt
Organism: Candida albicans SC5314
Lineage: Eukaryota; Fungi; Ascomycota; Pichiomycetes; Serinales; Debaryomycetaceae
Exons: 1
Coding region: 1-1749 (582 amino acids)
Cellular component (GO): cytoplasm
Molecular function (GO): zinc ion binding; nucleic acid binding
Source: RefSeq, a predicted model, not a curated record
AUGAAAACAUGUUACUAUGAAUUAUUAGAAGUAUCAUCAACGGCAACCGAUACCGAAUUGAAAAAAGCAUAUCGUAAAAAGGCAUUAUUACUUCAUCCAGAUAAGAAUCCUGAUAAUGUUGAAGAAGCCAAUCAUAAAUUUUCAUUAGUUAGAGCUGCUUAUGAAGUAUUAAGUGAUCCUCAAGAACGAGCAUGGUAUGAUAAUCAUAAACAAUCAAUAUUAAAUGAUGAAGAUGAAAUUAUUGAAGGAGAAUCAUAUUUACCUUCGAUUUCUACUGAAGAAAUUUAUCGUUUUUUUAAUCCAUCAAUGUAUACGGAAAUCAAUGAUUCAAUAUCAGGGUUUUAUCAAGUUGUUACGAGAAUAUUUGCAAGAUUAGCUCAUGAAGAAAUCCAACAUGGUAAAUAUUCUAAAAUUCCUGGGUAUGAGAAAUAUCAUGAUGAUGAUGAUAAAAAUAUUAAUGCCAUUGAUCCAUCACUUUUAAAGUAUCCAAGAUUUGGUAAUAGUCAAAGUUCUUAUAUUGAUCAAAUUCGACCAUUUUAUAAUGUUUGGGGAUCAUUUCAAACUUGUAAAACUUUUAAUUGGAAAGAUGAAUAUCGAUAUUCCGUGGCUCCGGAUAGAAGAACAAGAAGAAUGAUGGAAAGAGAAAAUAAAAAAUUACGUGAUGAAGCAAGAAAAGAAUAUAAUGAAACCAUUAAAAAAUUUGUAAGUUUUAUUAAAAAAAGAGAUCCAAGAGUUAAAUUGGGGCAAGAAGAAUUAAAUAAAUUGAAUAAACGUAAACAAUUACAAGAAUACGAGAAUCAAAUUCGUCAACAACAACAAUUAAAUAAAUUGAAAAAUAAUAAUAAUGGAGGUGAUGCUAAAUUCACAGAACAAGAUUGGCAAAAAUUGACACCUGAAGAAUUACAAGAAUUAGAACAAAUGUUACAAGAAGAAUAUGAAGAAGAAGAGGCCGAUAGUACUGAUUCAGAAUUUGGCCAUGAUGAUAAUGAAAACUUUGAGGUUCAUGAAUUUGAAUGUAUUGUUUGUGAUAAAAUUUUUAAAAAUGAACAACAAUUUCAAAUUCAUGAGGAUUCUAAAAAACAUAAAAAAAAUGUUCGUCAAUUACAAUGGGAAAUGAAACAAGAAGGGAUUGAAUUGGGUAUAGAUAAACAUGAUGGUGAUGAUUUAAGUGAAUUUGAAACCGCAUCAAGUGAAUUCCACGACGACGACGAUGAUGAUGAUGAUGAUACUGAUGUUAGUGAAGAAUUAGAGGAGGAGGAUUUAGAGGAUCAAGACAAUGAACUCAAAACAGGCGAAGACAACCUAGUGGAGAAAUCUACAGACAAUAUUGAUCUUGAUAAUUUAGAAGUUGAUGAUGAAAUAGAUGAAGAUAUUGUUGCUAAUAUUACAGCAACACCAAAAAAGGAGUCUAAACCCACGUUAAAUGAAGUGGAAGAAGAUUUAGCUCAAUUGUUAGGACAAACAAGUCUAUCGACCAAGGGUAUUGAUGAAUCUGAUGAUGAUUGGCUGGAUAAUAAACGAAAACCUAAGAAGGGUAAAAAGACAAAGAAAAAAUCCCAAACAAAUUCUAAAGAAUCAACACCAAAUACAGAAAAUAAACCAAUUAUCAAUAAUAUUGAAAAAUGUUCAGUAUGUGGAACUACUUUUGAAUCAAGAAAUCAAUUGUUUAAUCAUGUUAAAUCUGAAGGUCAUGCAGCUCCACCACCGAAAUCAAAAUCGAAAUCAAAAAAGAAAAAUAAACGCAAAUAA